Molecule: messenger RNA, 758 nt
Organism: Sabethes cyaneus
Lineage: Eukaryota; Metazoa; Arthropoda; Insecta; Diptera; Culicidae
Product: sperm-associated antigen 7
Exons: 4
Coding region: 28-747 (239 amino acids)
Molecular function (GO): nucleic acid binding
Source: RefSeq, a predicted model, not a curated record
AAAAUCCCACCAAAUCAGGAAACAAUAAUGGAUUUGCUCGGUUCUAUUCUUGGUUCAAUGGAUAAACCACCGUCCAGAGAUAAGAAGGAAAAAGAAAUGAUCGAAAAACAGAAAAAGGAGAUUGAGAUGCUGAAAAAUAAGGAACGAGACGAACUGAACCGCUUCCGGAGAUACGCGGAGGAGCGUUUGGCAAGGCUCGUCAAGGAUCCUGUCCGGCAGUACAUGGAAUUUCAACCAUUGGACAAAGUUCACCGUUCGGUGGUACAUGAUAUAGCGGAGAUCGGUGGGUUGGUUGCGAUGAGCUUCGGAGUCGAGGGCGUCGAUCGGUACAUUGUGGUGUACAAGAAGGAACAUUUACCGUCCGAGGACGAAUUGGCAGCUCGCCGGAAUGGCGAUCCAUGGAACAAGCAAACUGCUGCCGAGUACGCUGAGAAACGCAAACACCAGAAAUGGUUGGAGGAUGAACGACAGCAGGUCGGGUCGGAUAAAGAGAGCGUAAUUGUGGUGCCUCCUACCAACUAUAAGGAUAAGUACGUUCACCUGAUUGGCCAAGAAUCGGCACUGGAAGCGGCCAAAAAGACGGAGUCGAACAAGUCCUACGGUUAUGUUCCCAGUGAGAAUAAGCGAGAUAUCCGUUCGAUCGAACAAACGAUGGCCGACAUACAGGCGAAAAAGAAGUUAAAGGCUCAACAUGCUAGCACUACGAGCGACACGAUUAAGCCGGAACCGGCCGAGCCGACUGAGUAGGCGGCCGGCUG